This is a messenger RNA of Camelina sativa (false flax), 1336 nucleotides long. Lineage: Eukaryota; Viridiplantae; Streptophyta; Magnoliopsida; Brassicales; Brassicaceae. The record is from RefSeq and is a predicted model, not a curated record.
UAUAAGCGUGUGACAGUCUUGGAAUUCUAAUAGUCAUCGAAUUCUACAAUCAACAACGGAAAAAAAAAGAAAGAACGAUGCUCGCGACGAAGGGAGUGUCAACGAUUCUCUUGAGCGAUUCUGAAGCCGCUCCGAACUACCGCCAGGUGAGAUUUGGGGGUUGAGAGCAUCCGAUUCUCUAGAAUCGUAUAUAGUGCCUGUACAUGGGGUUGAGAGCAUAUCGGAGACUGAGAUUAGAAAAGUUCUAAGGCAUAUCGGAGAAAGCAAAGUUCUUUGGAUUUGUCUUAGGGAUGAACCCGUGAUAUACAUAAAUGGGCGCUCUGCGUGAUGCUCAGAAACCUUUCACCAAACUUGACUACAAGGGAUUCAACAGAACAGGGCAAGUCUAGAGCAAAUGGAAGCACAUUUGAAAGAAGAUAUCCUCAUGGAGUCGUCUAGGUGUGGGAAUAAGAUACUCGUCACUGAUGAACUGCCAGAUGGUCAGAUGCUGGACCAAUGGGAGCCAGUCUCACCUGAUUCUUUGAAUACGCUACUUGAGGUUUACCAUGAACUGCAAGCUGAAGGCUACCUUGUCCAUUAUGAACGCCUUCCCGUAACGGAUGAAAAGUCACCAAAUGAAACUGAUUUUGAUGCUUUGUUUAGCAAGAUAUGUCAGGCGGCUGACAAUAAUACAGAGAUCGUUUUCAAUUGUCAAAUGGGAAGUGGACUUACAACUACUGGAAUGGUUAUUGCAACGCUCGUCUAUUACAAACGAAUUGGAGCAUCAGAUCGGAGAUUCCCAAGAAACAACUCUUCUGGGAGAAUCUUUAACGACGGUGAAAAAUCAACUAUUAAUCUGCCCCCCUCUGUGUAUGACCUCCGCUGUGGGGAAUAUGCAGUUGUUAGAAGUUUGGUGCGAGUCUUACAGGGUGGUGUAGAAGGCAAAAGGCUAGUUGACCAAGUCAUCGACAAAUGUGGUUCCGUGCAGAACUUACGAGUGACAAUUGCAGUCUAUCACGAUCGCAUUUCGCGUCGACUCAUAGGGCAUCACCUCGAUGAAAAGAAGAUAGAUGCAUCACUCACAUCUUUUGUUGAGUACUUGGAAAGAUAUUACUUCCUUAUAUGUUUUACUGUAUAUCUGCAUUCAGAGGGUGAUUUCCUCCAAUCUGGUUCGCUUAGCCAUGUCAGUGUCAGUUUUACUGAUUGGAUGCGAGCUAGGCCAGAGCUUUAUAGCAUUCUUCUCAGGUACCCAUCUGCAGUGGCGGAGCCAGAAAAUUUAUUCACCAGGGUCAUAAUUUUCUUUAAAAAAAAAACAUAAAUUUAACUUAUUUUUUUUAGACUCCCGAUAGUGUUAAUG